CUUCAGACUGUCAAAUUGUAGGCCAGCCAGUCUCACAUAACUACAUUACCCACAAUGCCCCGCUUCCCUGCCGCGUCACCAGCGCUCAGCGGAGCAUCCUGAGUCUCGAGCGACGAGCAGAACGCGCAAAUGAUGAUUUCUGGCGUUUUCUUUCGCGACAGGUGAUGGUUGCACGCCGAAGCGGAAUCGUUCGUUAUGGCCCGAGCCGUGGAAUAUUUCCUGACGGGUGUUCUUUAAGUGAGGAAUGUCAGCUGGUGUUUCUUCCAUCGGGAUUCACGCGCAAAUUGCAGGAAGAUGAAGAAGCAAUUCAACCGAAUGCGACAACUGGCCAACCAGACCGUGGGCAGGGCAGAGAAGACAGAAGUGCUGAGUGAAGAUCUGCAGCAGGUGGAGAAGCGUCUGGAGCUGGUUAAGCAGGUGUCUCACAGCACUCAUAAGAAGUUGACGGCAUGUCUGCAGGGUCAGCAGGGUGUGGACGUGGACAAGCGGUCCAUCCGCUCGCCUUCAAAGAAGCUUCCUCUGACGUCUCUGGCUCAGUGUCUGGUGGAAGGAGCUGUGAUUCUGGGUGACGAUUCUCUGCUGGGGAUGAUGCUGAAGAUCUGUGGAGAGACGCAGGACAGACUCGCUCAAGAACUUCUGCUGUUUGAGCUCCAGAUCGAGCAAGACGUCGUUGAGCCACUCUACACUCUCGCUGAGGUUGAAAUUCCCAACAUUCAGAAGCAAAGAAAACAUUUAGCCAAACUGGUACUGGACAUGGAUUCUGCUCGCACACGGUGGCACCAGUCGUCCAAAUCCUCAACUCUGACUAAUAAGGACACGCCUACCGGGGCCAAAGCCGACGCCCUCAGGGAGGAGAUGGAGGAGGCAGCCAAUCGCAUGGAGAUCUGUAGAGAUCAGCUCUCGGCGGACAUGUAUAGUUUCAUGGCCAAAGAAAUUGACUAUGCAAACUACUUCCAGACGCUGAUCGAGGUUCAGGCCGAGUACCACAAGAAGUCUUUGGAGCUGCUUCAGAACGUUCUGCCACAGAUUAAAGAGCAACAGGAGUCGUGGGUGGAGAAGCCGUGUUACGGGAAACCGUUAGAGGAGCAUCUGACUCUGAGCGGGAGAGAAAUCGCUUUCCCCAUCGAAGCGUGUGUGACCGUGCUGCUGGACUGCGGCCUACAGGAGGAGGGUUUGUUUCGAGUCGCUCCGUCUGCCUCGAAGCUGAAGAAGCUGAAGGCGUCUCUGGACUGCGGCGUGCUGGACUUUCAGGAGUAUUCUGCGGAUCCUCACGCCAUCGCAGGUGCUCUGAAAUCAUACCUGCGUGAGCUGCCCGAACCCCUGCUGACCUUUGACCUGUAUGACGAUUGGAUUCAGGCAUCGAAGAGAAAUGACAUCACUGAUGGGAUGCAUGUCUCACUGUCUCUCAGGAACAGCACAGAGAUGAUGACCACAGUCUCGCUGCAGAUCGUGGGGAUCAUUGAGCCCAUUAUCCAGCAUGCUGAUUGGUUCUUCCCCGAAGAGAUCGAGUUUAACGUGACAGGAAGCUACGGCAGCCCUGUUCAUAACAACCACAACGCCAGCUACAGCUCCAUGCCGUCGCCGGACUUGGACCAAUCAGAUCGCAGGCAGCCGGACCAAAGCCGACGCCCACUCAGCGUCGCCACCGAUAACAUGAUGCUGGAGUUCUACAAGAAAGACAGCAUUAGGAAAAUUCAGAGUAUGGGAGUGCGAGUGAUGGACACCUCCUGGGUUUCUCGGAGAGGCUCCUCCUCCUCGUCUCGUAAGAGCUCCUCAACUCCGCCCAGCAUUCAGCCGCCCUCUGAUUCGCUGAGCCCUGAGCAGACGGCCGAUGUCUCCGCCUCCCCCUCACAGACUCCGCCCCCCAUCAGCGCCGAUAGGACCAGCUUCGACGAGGCAUCAUCCAAUUGCUCGGACUCCUGUCUCGUCUGUCGCUCCCCGCCCCCUCCGUACCCUGUCUCCUCUUCCUCCUCCUCUUCCUCGCUCCCUCACCCUCGAGUGCGUCUCGAAAGCGUUCCUCCCUCGGCGUUCAGUCCUCCUCCGCUCCUCCUGUCCUCCACCUCUCUAGACAUCAUCUCCAAUUCUAAACCCAGCGUCCCUCUGUCCUCCGAGCUCCUCCCCACCGCUCCGCCGGGGGCCGCCUGCAGCCGAGAGAGAGGACUCAGAGCGCCUAGCACCCAGAAGAAUAAGGAGUCCUCGCCUGUGAUUGGUCAAAGAGGCAUUGGACAGAACCAGCUGUCAGACCUGAGUCCUCACACGCUGCACAAAGUUUCCAAGAAGCUGGCCCCCAUCCCUCCCAAGGGUCCGUACUCUCCGUCGAGCUGCAUGUCAGAUCUGUCUCCGGGUCCGUCUCCGGUCAGUCUGUCCCCGACGCCCCCCAGCACCCCGUCCUCAUACAGCUUCAGUUACCCGCAGAGCGGCUCCGUCCUCACCUCGCCCGGACACAACCACAGCCAGACGCUCGCCGGGACCCUGCCCAAAUCACGGCCCAAACCGCCCCGCCAGAGACCCAGCCUGCCCCCCCCGCAGCCCCCGCCGCUGGACGCUCUGUCCGCCGGGGAGAGCAUGUCUACAGACUCGUGCUGUGAUUUGGACGUUCCCGUAAUAAGUGUGGAAUUGAAUGGGAGAUACAGGAACUCUGUGGAUCUUCUGGAGUCGGAGGAGGAGUCGGAGAGCACCGCCCUUUGAUUACCCACAAUCCUUCACUCCCUCCCUUCACCGCACUAAUGAUGUUGUAUUGUCCGUGUGAUCCUCUGCACUGAUCCACAGACAGGAUCUGAAACGCUGGUCAUGUCGUCUUUGUGUUUUCAUGUAUUUGCAGUUUUUCUCAUGUGGUUUGUUUUCUAUUUGCCUUAUCUGAGUUCUUGCACUUUUGCCUUGAAGUUCGUGUGAUGUGUCCGGGUCGCUGCUGGGUGUAGAAAAUCACACAAACACACUGAAACCUCAUUGUGUUUGUUAGGGGCCGU
This is a messenger RNA of Sinocyclocheilus anshuiensis, 2966 nucleotides long. RefSeq names its product rho GTPase-activating protein 44-like. Gene Ontology annotation, molecular function: protein binding; GTPase activator activity. The coding region runs from base 295 to 2688 and encodes 797 amino acids. The transcript is spliced from 21 exons. NCBI's taxonomy places the organism in Eukaryota, Metazoa, Chordata, Actinopteri, Cypriniformes, Cyprinidae. The record is from RefSeq and is a predicted model, not a curated record. Gene Ontology annotation, cellular component: cytoplasm; dendritic spine; postsynaptic density. Gene Ontology annotation, biological process: regulation of actin cytoskeleton organization; positive regulation of GTPase activity; negative regulation of Rac protein signal transduction.